AUGACUAUCCUUAUUUACAUUUUUCCCCAGACAAGGGACAAUUAUAUCCGCUCCUGCAAGCUUCCUCUGGGUGGGGAGGCCAGCACACUCACCAUAUGGGACUUGGCCUCUCCAACCCCAAGGAUCAAGGAUGAACUGACCUCCUCUGCCCCUGCUUGUUAUGCCUUGGCCAUUAGCCCAGAUGCCAAAGUCUGCAUCUCCUGUUGCAGUGAUGGGAACAUUGCAGUUUGGGAUCGCCACAAUCAAACACUGGUAAGGCAAUUUCAAGGUCACACAGAUGAUGCUGGCUGCAUAGAUAUAUCCCACGAUGGUACCAAACUCUGGACCGGUGGCUUAGACAACACACUGCACUCCUGGGACCUUAGGGAAGGAAGACAGCUUCAGCAGCAGGAUUUCACCUCCCAGAUAUUUUCCCUGGGUUACUGCCCAACAGGCAAAUGGCUUGCUGUGGGCAUGGGGAGCAACAAUGUAGAGGUAUUGCACCACACUAAACCUGAUAAAUACCAGCUUCACCUUCAUGAGAGCUGUGUGCUGUCGCUGAAGUUUGCCUAUUGUGGGAAGUGGUUUGUGAGCACUGGGAAAGAUAACCUUCUCAAUGCCUGGAGGACUCCCUAUGGAGCAAGUAUAUUCCAGUCCAAAGAAUCUUCCUCCGUUUUAAGCUGUGACAUCUCAGCAGAUGACGAACACAUUGUAACAGGCUCUGGUGACAAGAAGGCCACGGUCUAUGAGGUGAUCUAUUGA
Molecule: messenger RNA, 741 nt
Organism: Pogona vitticeps (central bearded dragon)
Lineage: Eukaryota; Metazoa; Chordata; Lepidosauria; Squamata; Agamidae
Source: RefSeq, a predicted model, not a curated record